GGGGGAAAUAAGUGGAUAGUAAAAUGGGUGUACUUGUGUGUGCUUUAUAGUGGUCCAAACAUCCACUACUAGCGGUGGAACAUGUUGAGAUAAGUCUGGGAAGGAAGAAUAGCACCUUCUAAUGCUAAUCUCUAAAGGCAUUUUUGCCCCACACCAAACCUCAAUCACUGGUUCAAUCCUUGACAUUAUGCAAUAGUGUCAAAUUUAAGCUAUCCCUUCUUACCUUUUACUCUUUUGGCAUAUUUCAAUUUCAAGGCAACGUUAAAUGUUUCUGGAAAGUGUUCUGUUUCUGUCUCUGUCUCAGUUUCUCACACCCACGCCACCACCAUCUGCUAGUGCUCACUCUCUCUAGUCUCUUGCAUAUCUGGACCACUACCAAUUUCCUCUUUCAACUUCCUUAUUUUUCCUUUACAAACUUCCAACGCAAUACCUAUGGCAGUGCCAAUUCCAGUUUGUUCUCAGCUCCGUGUCCAUGCAUUUCCCUACUAAAAAAAAAAACAAAACAAAACUCUCGUUCUAUCAAAUUCUCACUAGGCACAAACAAGGCUCUGUUUACCUCUUAUUUUUGGAGUAAAGACGCUACAGAGAUCCAUCAUAGUUGCUAUUCGUCCACUCAAAAUCAGGAUGGUCCCUGCAAUAAUGGUUUAUUGAUCACCCAAGUUCGAAUAUCAUCCACCUUGCUGGCAUUCCAAUGAUUCUAUUUCUCUUCUGAACUGACUGACAACUUUGUCCCUGAAUCUUAUCCUAAUGGCCAAGAGUCCCCGUCUCUUUCACUUUUUCCAGUUCUUGGCAAUGCUGUUACUCACUUCCUACUCUAUUUUUCCACCUUGUGUGUCUCUGACGUUGGAAACCCAAGCUCUUCUUCAGUUCAAGAAUCAUUUGAAGGAUUCCUCGAAUUCAUUGGCUUCAUGGAAUGAAUCAGACUCUCCAUGCAAGUUUUAUGGAAUUACAUGUGAUCCGGUUUCUGGAAGAGUAACAGAAAUCUCACUGGACAAUAAGUCCCUCUCUGGUGACAUUUUCCCAUCCCUCUCGAUUCUGCAGAGCCUGCAAGUUCUGUCACUCCCAUCCAAUUUAAUUUCUGGAAAGCUUCCAUCAGAAAUAAGCAGGUGUACCAGCCUGAGAGUGUUGAAUCUAACAGGAAAUCAAUUGGUUGGAGCAAUCCCAGACUUGUCUGGGCUGAGAAGCCUGCAGGUUCUUGACCUUUCAGCAAACUACUUUUCUGGCAGCAUCCCCAGCUCGGUGGGGAAUCUAACUGGACUGGUUUCACUGGGUCUUGGGGAAAAUGAAUACAAUGAGGGUGAGAUUCCAGGGACUCUUGGAAAUCUCAAGAACUUGGCCUGGCUCUAUCUUGGUGGCUCCCACUUGAUAGGAGACAUUCCAGAAUCACUAUAUGAAAUGAAGGCAUUGGAGACACUGGAUAUUUCGAGAAACAAGAUCUCUGGCAGACUCUCCAGAUCAAUUUCCAAGUUAGAGAAUCUUUACAAGAUUGAGCUCUUCUCCAAUAAUUUGACAGGAGAGAUACCAGCCGAGCUAGCAAACCUCACCAAUCUGCAGGAGAUUGACCUUUCUGCCAACAAUAUGUAUGGUAGGUUGCCAGAGGAAAUUGGUAACAUGAAGAACUUGGUUGUUUUUCAACUAUAUGAAAACAACUUUUCUGGAGAACUUCCUGCUGGAUUUGCAGAUAUGCGUCAUCUCAUUGGAUUCUCAAUUUAUAGAAACAGCUUCACUGGGACGAUUCCAGGAAAUUUUGGCAGGUUUUCACCACUUGAAAGUAUUGACAUAUCUGAGAAUCAAUUUUCAGGUGAUUUCCCAAAGUUCUUGUGUGAAAACAGGAAGUUGAGGUUUUUGCUUGCAUUGCAAAACAAUUUCUCUGGGACUUUUCCGGAGUCUUAUGUUACAUGUAAAUCUCUGAAGAGGUUUAGGAUUAGUAUGAACCGAUUAUCUGGGAAAAUUCCAGACGAGGUUUGGGCAAUUCCAUAUGUAGAAAUAAUUGAUUUGGCCUAUAAUGAUUUCACUGGUGAGGUACCUUCAGAAAUCGGGUUGUCUACUAGCUUAAGUCAUAUAGUUUUGACAAAGAACAGGUUUUCAGGUAAGCUCCCAUCAGAGCUUGGCAAGCUGGUGAACUUGGAGAAGCUUUACUUGAGCAACAAUAAUUUCUCUGGUGAAAUACCACCUGAAAUUGGAUCUCUGAAGCAGUUAUCUUCUUUGCAUCUAGAAGAGAAUUCUUUAACUGGAUCAAUACCUGCAGAACUGGGUCAUUGUGCAAUGCUGGUGGACUUGAAUCUUGCUUGGAAUUCUCUAUCUGGAAAUAUCCCCCAGUCAGUUUCACUUAUGAGCUCAUUGAACUCUCUUAACAUAUCUGGGAACAAACUUUCAGGUUCUAUUCCAGAAAAUUUAGAAGCAAUAAAGUUAAGCUCAGUGGAUUUUUCUGAAAACCAGCUUUCUGGAAGAAUCCCAUCUGGUCUUUUUAUUGUUGGAGGAGAGAAAGCUUUUCUUGGAAACAAGGGGCUGUGUGUUGAGGGAAACCUAAAACCUUCCAUGAAUUCUGAUUUGAAGAUUUGUGCCAAAAAUCAUGGUCAGCCAAGUGUCUCUGCUGAUAAAUUUGUCUUGUUCUUUUUCAUUGCUUCUAUUUUUGUUGUUAUUUUGGCGGGGUUGGUGUUUUUGAGUUGUAGAAGCCUCAAGCAUGACGCCGAGAAAAACUUGCAAGGUCAAAAGGAAGUCAGUCAAAAAUGGAAACUUGCAUCUUUCCAUCAAGUAGAUAUUGAUGCCGAUGAAAUAUGUAAAUUGGAUGAAGAUAAUUUGAUAGGUAGUGGUGGUACAGGAAAGGUUUAUCGAGUGGAGUUGAGGAAAAAUGGAGCCAUGGUGGCUGUCAAGCAACUAGGGAAAGUAGAUGGUGUGAAAAUUUUAGCUGCAGAGAUGGAGAUUUUGGGGAAAAUUAGGCAUAGAAACAUACUUAAACUCUAUGCUUCUUUACUUAAAGGAGGAUCCAACCUUUUAGUGUUUGAGUACAUGCCAAAUGGUAAUCUUUUUCAAGCUCUUCACAGACAGAUAAAAGAUGGGAAGCCAAACUUGGAUUGGAACCAGAGGUAUAAAAUUGCUCUGGGAGCUGGGAAAGGAAUUGCCUAUUUACACCAUGACUGUAACCCACCAGUUAUUCACAGGGAUAUAAAAUCCAGCAACAUUUUGCUUGAUGAGGAUUAUGAGUCAAAAAUUGCUGAUUUUGGUAUUGCAAGGUUUGCAGAAAAAUCUGAUAAGCAGUUGGGUUAUAGCUGUCUAGCGGGCACACUUGGUUAUAUUGCUCCAGAACUUGCUUAUGCCACUGACAUCACGGAAAAGAGUGAUGUUUAUAGCUUUGGAGUGGUGCUAUUAGAAUUAGUGUCUGGCAGAGAACCCAUUGAAGAGGAAUAUGGAGAGGCGAAGGAUAUUGUUUAUUGGGUGUUGAGUAAUCUCAAUGACCGUGAAAGUAUUCUCAACAUUCUUGAUGAAAGGGUGACAUCCGAGUCUGUUGAAGAUAUGAUCAAAGUGUUGAAGAUUGCUAUUAAGUGCACCACUAAGCUUCCAUCGUUGCGCCCCACCAUGAGAGAGGUUGUUAAGAUGCUAAUUGAUGCCGAACCUUGCGCAUUCAAAUCUCCAAACAAAGACACAAAGGCCCUUCUCUAGUACUGGUAGUGGCCAGUGGGUUUCUUUUCUUUUCAAACACUUGCUCAACUAUAUUUACUAUUUCCCAAUUGAGAAGCACUGCACUUUCGUAACCUAGCCGACAUUUAUCAUAAUUAUGCCCUCCUAAAUUGUUGUCUUUUGCUCUUCUAUUGCUUUGCGUGUUUAGGUAUCUUGAAUAUUAUAUUGUCCAAGCUCUUUUCACCUUUUUCUUUUUAUUUGUUUUUUGAAGCUGACUAUUUAUUCAAAUCAUUCACUCGAGUUUCCCUUCUUA
Molecule: messenger RNA, 3931 nt
Organism: Glycine soja
Lineage: Eukaryota; Viridiplantae; Streptophyta; Magnoliopsida; Fabales; Fabaceae
Product: receptor protein-tyrosine kinase CEPR2
Exons: 3
Coding region: 748-3660 (970 amino acids)
Biological process (GO): protein phosphorylation
Molecular function (GO): ATP binding; receptor serine/threonine kinase binding; protein kinase activity
Source: RefSeq, a predicted model, not a curated record